Daldinia caldariorum is the source of this 4235-nucleotide messenger RNA. RefSeq names its product IkappaB kinase complex, IKAP component. Gene Ontology annotation, molecular function: tRNA binding; protein binding. The record is from RefSeq and is a predicted model, not a curated record. Gene Ontology annotation, cellular component: elongator holoenzyme complex; cytosol. Bases 186 to 4139 code for a protein of 1317 amino acids. Lineage: Eukaryota; Fungi; Ascomycota; Sordariomycetes; Xylariales; Hypoxylaceae. The transcript has 5 exons. Gene Ontology annotation, biological process: tRNA wobble base 5-methoxycarbonylmethyl-2-thiouridinylation.
AUUUUAUCGCACGGAAUUAUAAGUCAUCAUUACUAGCAAAAGUUCUAUAUCACACUUAUCGUCGCUAAGUGAGCGCAGCAUAGGUGGUAACCUACUACCUACCUGCCUAAUAUAUACAUUAUACAUUGCCCCAAAGUGACUUAACAAGUUUAUGGUCUCCUACGGCAAGACAAGGUGUUCCCAAGAUGCGCAACCUUCGCAACGUUCGAUAUAACGCUUGGAAGUCAUCGACCGAUUUAAACGAAGAGGUUGUCACAUCAGCAUGUUGGGACCCUGCCAAAGAUGAGGUCCUGUGCACUUUCGGCCCGAGCGAGAAAGAUGCACGUAUCCGUCUGGUAAGAAUCCUCGAACACGUGAGGGCCUCGUCUAUAGACAUCGAAUGUCAAGAUAUUGCAUCAUGGGAUGCGCCAAGUCCAAACCCAGAUUUGGUUGUUGACAGGAUCGUAAGCUCACAUCACUUCAGUGAUACUUUGACGACAUGUCUGGUCCUUGAAGGAGGCGAUAUAGUCGUCGUCCAAGAAUCAGACGGUCCGAACCCUCAAGAUGGAGUUCAUAUCGAGAUUGAAGGUUCCGUAGAUGAGGGUAUCGCAGCUGCGAGCUGGUCUCCGGACGAGGAGCUGUUAGCUAUCGCGACCAAAGCAAAUACGGUGAUCUUUAUGAGCCGUAGUUUCGAUUGUAUAGCGGAUAUGACUAUGAGUGCCGAUGAUCUCAAAGCAUCUAAGCACGUUUCUGUUGGCUGGGGUAAAAAGGAAACGCAGUUUCAAGGUAGAGGCGCCAAAGCUCUACGAGAUCCCACGAUACCGGAAAAGGUCGAUCAAGGAGUACUAAGCCCCAACGAUGACGGAAGUACAACCAUCAGUUGGAGAGGCGAUGGUGCAUAUGUCGCCAUCAACUCGAUAGAGAUUGGUAUCCGCCGAGUCAUUCGGGUCUAUUCCCGAGAUGGUGUUCUUGACAGCGUAAGCGAGCCCGUUGACGGUAUGGAGUCCGCCUUAAGCUGGAGGCCAGCUGGGAAUUUGAUGGCAUCCACACAGCGAUUCGAGGACCGCGUGGAUGUUGUAUUCUUUGAGAGAAAUGGUCUUAGACAUGGCCAAUUUUCCCUAAGAGCCCCUGAAGGCAGGUCAAUCUCAAAUGACCGAAUACAACUUGAGUGGAACUCGGAUUCUACAGUACUCGCCGCUAUGCUUGACGACCGAAUUCAACUCUGGACCAUGGGGAAUUACCACUGGUAUCUGAAGCAAGAAAUCUUUACACAGAAGCGCCCACUUUCACUUGCGUGGCAUCCUGAAAAAUCGCUGCGUUUUGUGUUGGCCGUUCCAGAUAAGCUAUUGCUUGCUGAGUAUAUCUUCGAGGUUACUAAAGGGUCUCUGACACCGCCAUAUGAUUAUGGAGCUGUUGCUGUCAUUGACGGAAAGACACUUAAGCUCACCCCCUUUCGGACAGCCAAUGUUCCUCCUCCAAUGGCACUAUUUGAACUGGAAACAUCAUCGCCAAUUAUCGAUGUGGCAUUUUCUCCUGCAAAUACGUUCAUGGCUGUUCUACAUCAACUUGGUGUAGACGUAUAUGAAUGGAAAAUAAAGGGGCAGCGUUCUCUACCACCAUCUCUGGUGGGUAGCAUUACCUUCGCAAGAGAUGAUUCGGCCAAUGGCUGUCUGUCUCUACAAAUAGCUGUUACCGAAAACAGCGUCGUCCAUUGUCUAGGGUUUGAAAAUGGGCCUGUGAUCCAGUCGCAUCCUUUUGAUCGAAUCACUGGUGAAUUCUCAUCUAACUCGAGCAUCUAUGCUGGUUCGAUGUUUGGUUUUGUACGUCUCACCCAGGCAGGAUCCACAGAGGUGCUCGUUCAAGAUUGCCUAGGUAGAUUUCAUGGUGUUGUCAGCCAGCAAGAUGAAUUGUACUCAGUCCGCCUUCCAGCCCAACUUCCGUGGAGUGAAGUUAUCGACCUCGCUGGAAACGUCAUUGCCGUCGGAUUAUCGCGAAACGGACAUCUAUAUGCAAAUUCUCGCCUCUUAAUGAAGAAUUGCACGUCUUUUCUUGUUACCCCAGCUCACCUAAUUGUCACAACCACUAGUCACUUUGUCAAAUUCAUCCAUUUGGUUGAUGUAGAGAGUUUGGAGGUGCCACCAGACGAUCCUGAGAAGGAUGAGAGGUGUCGAAGUAUCGAAAGAGGCGCAAGGCUUGUAACGGCUAUGCCUACUAAUAUGAGCCUGGUCCUCCAGAUGCCGCGUGGAAAUCUGGAAACGAUCUACCCCCGAGCCAUGGUUGUAGCGGGAAUUAGGCAACUUAUAGACGCCAAAGAUUAUGGAACAGCAUACUCAUACUGCCGAACUCAACGUGUGGACAUGAACAUUCUUUAUGAUCACAGACCCCAACAAUUCCUUGAUAACGUUGGGCUAUUCCUCGACCAAGUUGGAGACGUCUCAUAUAUUGAUCUCUUCCUUUCUUCAUUACGAAACGAAGAUGUCACGCAGACUAUGUAUAGAGAUACCAAGGGUGUGAGGAACCAAGAGUUACCAGAAGUUACCCCCAGCGAGGUUCCUACUGGAAACAGUCCAGACAAUUCAAAAGUUAACACUAUCUGUGAUGCGGUGCUGUCUCAUCUCCAGUCUCGCAAGACUAAGGAUCACGACACCUUGCAGAACAUUAUCACGGCCAAUGUCUGUAAAGUUCCACCAGCGUACGAGGAUGGACUAUUGGUCGUUGCUACUCUACUGCAAGAAGAUGAGCAGCUAGCCGAAAAAGCUGUCGAGCACAUCUGCUUCCUCGCCGAUGUUAACACCUUGUACGAUGAAGCUCUUGGCCUCUAUAACCUGGACUUGGCGUUACUAGUUGCGCAACAGUCUCAAAGGGACCCUCGAGAAUACCUCCCAUUCCACCAAAACUUGCAUCAAUUACCUGGCACGAGGCGGAAGUUUGCUAUUGACGACCAUCUUGGACGCCACGACAAAGCCCUAGCUCACCUUCAAACCCUCCAGGCACAUAAGGAAGCCCAAGACUAUACAGUAAAGCACGCGCUAUAUGCUACGGCCUUGAAGCUCUACCGUUACGACCAACUCAAUCUUACCAUUCUUACCGGUCUAUAUGCAACGUAUCUUGAGACUUCGUCUCGCUUCCGAGAGGCGGGUCUUACCUAUGAAUCUCUUCACGACUAUACAGGAGCUACGAGGUGUUACCGCGCUGCUGGUGCUUCCUGUUGGCGCGAAUGUCUCUUCACGGCACAACAACAAUCGCCCCCGCUGACUUCGGACGCCCUUUCUGACCUCGCAGCAACACUUGCGGAAGCCCUCUAUGAAGCCAAGGACUACGCGUCUGCAGCGGCAAUUCAUCUUGACCACCUUGACUCUCUCGAAAAUGCUAUCUCUUGUUUCUGCAAAGGGUAUCUGUUUGCCGAUGCUAUGCGUCUGGUAGCACGGCGGGGACGUCCUGAACUACUGACUAGUGCUGUCGAUCCUGGUAUCGCCGACUCGCUCGGUAGCAGUACCGAGUUCUUCGCAGACUGCAAGGCGCAGCUCCGCGCACAGGUCCCUCGUAUUAUGGAACUUCGCCGGAAAGCAGCUGAGGACCCGCUUGGUUUCUACGAGGGCGAACGCGCGGGCGCAGGCGACAUCCCGGAUGACGUGUCGGUGGCUGCUAGUUCGCGUAUCAGUACGAGCGCUAGCUUGUUCACGCGAUAUACGGGUAAGGGAGCAGGAAGCGUAGGUACGGCCGGAACCGGUGUCAGUCGCGCUACGAGCAAGAACCGCCGCCGCGAGGAGAAGAAGCGCGCCCGGGGUCGCAAGGGUACGGUCUACGAGGAGGAGUACCUUGUCAAUAGCGUUCGUCGACUAGUCGAACGUGUUGAGAGUGCGAAACCAGACGCCGAGCGCCUCGUCUUCGCGCUUGUACGUCGCGGCAUGCACGAGCGUGCUCGUGCUCUCGAGGCCCUCGCCGCAGAGGUAGCGGACGCGUGUAAGAUCGCUGUUAAGGAGGUGUUCGCGGGUGCCGGGAAUAAGCAAGCCGCCGAGGAGGGCAGAGGAGACGAGGAUGAGGAGUGGAGACCUAUGGGUGCGGAUGCGGUUCUGUACGAGAAUCUCGAGGCUAAGUGGAAGAAGCAGGAACCGCCUGUUGUUACGGCCUUCGAGAGGCUAUCGUUACUAGGUUCGUAGCAGGUUCGGAGGUAGUUAGGAAGUUAGGAAAGGGAAGGGGAACCAGGGCGGGGCAUAGAUAAAAAAAAGAAGAAGUUUACUACGAUGUAGGGAAUC